AUGGCUCCUUCAACCGUGGCCCCUUCCGCAGGCUCCUCGACCUCGACCUCGACCUCGUACACGCUCUCCCCCCUCGCGUACGUCAAGCUGGUGCUGCACGCUUCAAAGUACACGUCCUGCUCGGUCUGUGGUCUCCUGGUCGGGUCCACCUCGUCCUCCACCUCGUCCUCCACCUCGUCCUCCACCUCGUCCGCGCUCACCACAAUAACCGAUAUCAUCCCUCUCUUGCACCAAUGGACAACCCUCUCCCCCAUGAUGGAAGCCGCUCUCCAAAUCGUAAGCUGCCCCUCCUUCCUCGCCGUGAAUCCCUUCCCUCCCCUAACUCGAAGCUCACCCCACAUCUCCUUCAACAUCCCCCCCCCCCCCCCCCCCUUUCCAUCACCCCAUCACCCAGGCCGACCUCCAUCUCCAAUCCAAGCGAACCGAAACGACCUUUGUCGGUCUCUACCUCGCCAACUCGCGUCUCUCGGACCUCUCGAUCCCACCGACCUUGCAACUCGUCGCCGACAAGUUGAGGUCACGCUUCUCGUCCGCCGUCGUCCUCGUCGUCAGUUCUCGAUGCUCGAGCGCAGAUUCGUCCGAGACGAGUUCUCUGAACGAUUCUCUCCUCUGGCACUUGCACAGGUCGACAACGAACGCUUGGACUCGACGACCCAACUACCGCUUCUCGUCAGUCCUUCACCUCUUUCCGGGCUUCGAGCUUCGAAACCCAACACCCCCUCACCCUCACUUAAAAAAAAACCCUAACUCUCUUCCUCUAUCCCUCUUCCCGACCAACAGGCUCACACCUAUUCCCCCUCCUCCAAAUCCUACACCCCUCUCCCCCAUCCUCCUCCUCCUCCUUGACCUUAUCCGAUCCCAGCAUCCUAUCCACGACCCUGACCCGCGUCCAACAGGGGGACUCGACCCUCAUCGGCGAUUUCGACGAUCAUCUCGCCGACCCCUCGGUCGAUUGGUUAACCAAUCCUCGGGUCAGUCUGUAG
This is a messenger RNA of Microbotryum saponariae, 983 nucleotides long. NCBI's taxonomy places the organism in Eukaryota, Fungi, Basidiomycota, Microbotryomycetes, Microbotryales, Microbotryaceae. The record is from the annotation of a GenBank genome assembly.